Molecule: messenger RNA, 2568 nt
Organism: Colletes gigas
Lineage: Eukaryota; Metazoa; Arthropoda; Insecta; Hymenoptera; Colletidae
Product: homeotic protein proboscipedia
Exons: 3
Coding region: 1-2559 (852 amino acids)
Biological process (GO): regulation of DNA-templated transcription
Molecular function (GO): DNA binding; DNA-binding transcription factor activity, RNA polymerase II-specific
Source: RefSeq, a predicted model, not a curated record
AUGCGCGACAAGCAACAACCCUUGGAGCGCCAGCGAGAAGAUCCGGAGGAAUCCGCGCAGCUGGGAAGCUCGGGCAACGUGCAGCAACCCGGGGGCCACCUGGAGGCGUUGGUCCACGCGGAUAAGGAGCUCGCGAGCCUGAAGACGAGGCCGACGACACCCGUCCUGGCGAACGACGGAGGGGGUGGCUUCUGGCUGGCCACGGUGGCCGCGGGGGCAGGUGCCCCGGCCGGGCUGCCCCCGCACGGGACCCAUCAUCCAGCCAUGGACCCGUCAUGCGGCACCGCGGAGACCGGGUUCAUCAACAGCCAGCCCUCCAUGGCCGAAUUUAUGACCGCGUUGCCUCAGCUGGCCGGCGACGGUAGCCUUCAGCAUUCCCCGGGAACCGGGGGAUCCAUCAGCCCGGGCUCCCAUCAUCCCGGCUACCACGCGAUGAUGGACCCUCACGGGGUCGCCGAUCCGUCCGUCAACGUGCCCGAGUACCCCUGGAUGAAGGAGAAGAAGACCACGCGAAAGAGCAACCAGCAAGAGAAUGGUCUGCCGAGGAGGCUGCGGACGGCCUACACGAACACGCAGCUCCUGGAAUUGGAGAAGGAGUUCCACUUCAACAAGUACCUCUGCCGGCCGCGAAGAAUAGAGAUCGCCGCGUCCCUGGACCUCACGGAAAGGCAGGUGAAAGUGUGGUUCCAAAACCGGCGUAUGAAGCACAAGAGGCAGACGCUGAGCAAGGAGGACGGCGACGAGAAGGACGGCUCCACGUCCGACGGCAUGGAGAAGUCCAAGGCCGAGAAGCUGCUGGCGAUCGACGGGGACGAGAAGAAGAGCUGCCACAACUGUGAUAUAUCCGGCGUGAGCGACGUGGGCAGCACCCUGUCCGGCGACGUGACGGAGCUCGGCUCCACCGGUUGCCGCGGCACCAACAACAACAACAACACGCCCAGCGCCACGAACAACAACAACAACAGCAACCCGGGCUUCAACGCGAACAGCAACGGGGCCAGCAGCGUCGGUAGCACGAACAGCGUGUCCAGCUCCUUCGAGAAGAUGAUAGCGGACGACGACUCGAGGUCUCAGGACGGCAGCGAGGUCACGUCGCCGAGCGUGGCCAGCAAGAAGCUGUCCAGCGAUGUUCGGGUGAAGGUGGAGAGCGGCCACAAGAGCCCGAACCCCGGGAAACAGCAGAUCUCCGUCAGCAAGAAGUCCCCGUCGGCCAGCACGAAGGAGCUCUGCUCGGUGAACAGCAACGGCGUCCUCCUGGCGAUGCCCGACUCCACGGUCAGCACACCUGUCCUGCCUGGCCAGAACUCGACGAGAAGCUUGACACCGUCCUCGACACCAGGCACCCCGGUGUCCGUACAGCUCCAGCAAGGCAGCCCCCUAGGAAUCCAGGCCACCCACGCGGCCUACAUGCAACGACCCAGGAGCUCCCCGUCGUCGACCAGCUCGGUGGCCGCGCCUAUGAUGCACGGAUCCACGAACGCCGGCACCAUGUCGCCCCACGCCGCCAGGAACAUCGCCAGCAACCAGCAAUCCCAUUUCCAGCAGCAGGGCGUCUACCAGACGACGUCCGCCGUCGACUACAGGAACGGAGUGCCCAGCCGACAAGCCGUACCCGCGGCCACCCAGCAAACGCAGUCGCAGAGCACUUACUGUUCCCGGGACAGCUAUCAGCAGCCCAGGAUCUCCUAUCCGGGCGAGGUGCACCCGCUGUACGCGAGGCAGAACCAAGUGCUGGGCUCCAGGGUCGGGCACCACGUUCGCGGGACGGCCAGCAGCGCCUCCAGGACGAUGUACAACGCCAACAUGCAGUUCCACCAGCAGCAGAACCAGUACCCCAACGCUGGCGGCGAGUACAACGGGUACCCUCAAGCUGGACCACCUUAUCAUUCCUCCUAUCACAGGGGCAUGCAAGCCAACAACACCUACGGACCCAGCCAAGGCUACUCCGCUCAACACGAUCAGACCACGGAAGGCUACAUGGCUCCUGGGAACUACGGAUACCCUACCAGCGGGAACUACCACGGAACCAGCGAGAAUCUAGCCUCCCACGGCCACGCCGCUGUCUCUGUUCAGACUGGUCAACACUACUACAACGAUAUCCAGCAGCAACAUCAACACCAGCAGCAGCACACAGCGGAGGGCUACGUCGCCCAUCAACCGCCCAUGCAUCCAAGCUCCGGCGAUUACAGAGCGGGGAACAAGUGUCAUCCGAACGCCUACUACGAGCAGACCAAUCAGUUGCACGUCCACCAGGGCGGCGAGGCGUCCAACAUUCCCAACAGCUACGUAUCCUCACCGGAUCCGUUCCCCGCACCCGGGAUGACCACGACCGCCACCGCCAUCGCGGCUGCAACCGCGGCUGUGAUCACUCCGCCAGGUAGCGCGGGCCAAGCCGAGGGCAACGGUGACUCGUACGGAAAUUACGGCAACUUUUACGGGGAUCCCGUCCACGGUGCCGCCCCACCCCCGUCCGCCGACAACAGCAACAGCUCAUCGGACUUCAACUUCCUCACGAAUCUGGCGAACGACUUCGCGCCGGAGUACUAUCAGCUCAGCUGAGUUCACGAG